AUGGCUGGGAAUCCGACGGACAAGGUCAGCCGCAAUGGCAAUGAUGAGGAUGAGAGCAUCGAAAUAACACUCAAGAACGAGCGGACUUUGCUGCGCUGGCAGAAUGAUGGCGGAGAUGCUAGCAGUGAAUACAGCCUUCUACCCGGCAACUGGUACCAGAGAGCUUUCAUCAGUACGCCUAAGCGAGGGAGUCCUACCAUGUACUUCCGAAUCAAGGUGGCAAAGGAGGUAUUUCUCCUUAUCAUACCUCCGGGAAACGUUGAAUCAGUAUCAACUGCUCCUAGCACGGGUAUCAAGAGCAUUCCCGAGCGCUACCAUCGGACCAAAAAAUGGUGUACCCUCGGCAUUCAUCUCAUGAAACCUGGUGUAUUAGCCAAGAAGUCGGUUCCUGGAACUAUAAAUCUUGCAGUAGUACCGCAGGAGCUGAAGGAGUUGGCUUCGGCCAUGAGUGUUUCCGCUCUUCUGCCCAUUAGCCACAAAAAGAAAUUCGAUCGCCUUCGUCCUUUAUUGAUGUGCCUCGAUAAAAAUCCUGACGGCAUGGGGGAUCUACUCCAAUCCCAUGGUCCGCUUCAGAUUAUUAGAGUCAAUGAAGCUGAUGCGGGCAACAAAGCUCCAAUACCCGUCUGCCCAACUCAGGAGGAAAAGCAGCCGCACAGCCAAGAAGAGGAACUUUCUCAGUAUGAGAGAGCCAUAACGCCUCCUGUUAAGACCGAAAGCUGCGUAAAAGAGCGAACAAAGCGAGCAGAUCAGCAGGUUAAGCCUGGGCUUAAUAAACUGUGUCAAAGCAGGACACAGGCUGACAAAUCUCUGCUUUCUCGCAUCGAAGCACUAGAACGAACGGUUCAAUGGAUAACAAGUGAUGCUGAUGAUGCAAUCAAGAAAGCUGAGGUUACAAUUUAUGACUUCCGAAAAGAAAUGAGGAUACUCAUGGAUAGGUUUAGCGAGGAUUGCCAACAGUUGAUCGACGGCGUUCGUAAAGAUCUUAAGGGACAGCUCAUGGAGGAGAUGAACGAAACGAGAGAUAAGAUUAUGAAUACCAUAUAUCAUGGCGAUGACUACAGAUUGGAUCUCUUUUUUGACGAGAACAGACUUCAAUCAACUGAGGAAGAGUAA
Molecule: messenger RNA, 1113 nt
Organism: Clonostachys solani
Lineage: Eukaryota; Fungi; Ascomycota; Sordariomycetes; Hypocreales; Bionectriaceae
Source: the annotation of a GenBank genome assembly